AGCGCUGUCAGUUGCCACUCGGACCUUGUUCCUUGAGGCACCGUGCACUUCCGGCCAGCUCAUACGUCCUGCAUCAUCAGAGUUGACAGCUAGCUCCUUAACUUUACUACAAGUUUGUUUUUUUGAGUAAAGCCGACAGUUUACACCGCCGACAUAUUUCACCACCAAAAUGGUAACACUUACAAUGAUCGCUCGGGUGGAGGACGGCCUGCCGCUCGCUGCGUCCAUGCAGGAAGAUGAGCAGUCAGGAAGAGACCUCCAGCAGUACCAGAAUCAAGCCAAACAGCUCUUUCGUAAACUCAACGCCCAGAGUCCGAGCCGCUGUACCCUGGAGGCCGGGGACAUGGCCUUCCACUAUUUGAUCGAGCAAGGUGUGUGCUACCUGGCUCUGUGUGAGGCCUCGUUUCCCAAGAAGACAGUUUUCGCGUACCUCGAAGACCUCCAAACUGAGUUCCACGACCAGUAUGGAAGGAGAGUCCCCACAGUAUCGAGGCCGUACUCUUUCAUCGAGUUCGACACAUACAUUCAGAAGACAAAGAAGUCAUACAUCGACAGCAGAGCCAGGAGGAACCUAGGCAGCAUUAACACAGAGCUUCACGAUGUCCAGAGGAUCAUGGUGGCCAACAUUGAGGAGGUUCUGCAACGUGGAGAAGCGCUUUCUGCUCUAGACACAAAAGCCAGCAAUCUGUCCAGCCUGUCAAAGAAGUACCGCAGCGAUGCCAAAUACCUCAACACCCGCUCCACCUAUGCCAAGGUGGCUGCCGGGGCGGUUUUCUUCAUCACACUCAUCGUCUAUGUGCGUUUCUGGUGGCUUUGAUGGACUCUUUGAUGGAAAAUGGACUCUGCACGAGGAGGAAAUUUGUCUGUUUACCCUUUAAAUCCAAGCAUCUAAACAGUUCCUGUUACAUUUCAGUUACACACCAAAACUGCAGCACACAAAGGGUGCCUUAAGGGGGUUGUAAACCGUUUUCCAUUUUAUAGGGUAAAGUUUGUUGCGAUGCUUUGUCUAGCAGUCAGUUAAAUAUAUACUGUAUGUUAUACUGAGCCAUAGGUUUAUAUGACUGGCCAAUGGGUAUGUAUGAAAG
This is a messenger RNA of Myripristis murdjan (pinecone soldierfish), 1085 nucleotides long. It is a transcript of the gene sec22ba, whose product is annotated as SEC22 homolog B, vesicle trafficking protein a. NCBI's taxonomy places the organism in Eukaryota, Metazoa, Chordata, Actinopteri, Holocentriformes, Holocentridae. Gene Ontology annotation, biological process: endoplasmic reticulum to Golgi vesicle-mediated transport; retrograde vesicle-mediated transport, Golgi to endoplasmic reticulum. The coding region runs from base 170 to 817 and encodes 215 amino acids. The transcript has 5 exons. Gene Ontology annotation, molecular function: SNAP receptor activity. The record is from RefSeq and is a predicted model, not a curated record.